AUGAGCCUGAGGGCAUUCUCCCUGCGGCCAUGGGCCAUACUGGAGCCGGGAGGGCCUUGUGUAGGAUGCAUCUUAAAGAGCGGCCCUCCACAGCAGCACGCUCAACGACGGACCUUUACAGCAACGGCGAGAUACUUACAGAGCGAUACUCGACCAUGCCCACGCUAUCUGAGAAAGUCGUACUUCUCAUCCCAUGACCCAUUCACCGCGGGCGAGCUUAAAAGGAAAACCUCCUUGCCGUGGUCACGAACGAUAUCUUCGACACAGCACACGGGUGGUAUCUUCAAUUCGAAAGCCCCAACAACAUACACAACAACUUCGGCCAGUCGAGCACCAUUAAAGCCUCAGGAUGCUUUGGAAACUAUUGAGGAGCUCCCUCACCGACGGAGGCAGCGGUUAAAGGCGCAGGACGGAGCCAAUGCUUCAAAGCAAGAGUUACGCCUUGAUGCAUCUUCACAGCUCUCCGCCAUCUCCUCAUCAUUGCCAAAAUCCUCCUUGAAAGGCAAACUGGCCGCCUUUCUUGCCCUUACAAAGCCACGGCUAUCCUUUCUAAUUGUUCUUACAGCUACUACAGCAUACGGUCUCUACCCAGUUCCUUCGAUAUUACAUCUUGAUCCUUCAGUCACCCCUCUCCCGACUCUAUCUACUUCGACUUUGACGUUUUUUUACCUUUCUGUCGGUACAUUCCUAUCAUGCGCAAGCGCAAACACAAUAAACAUGCUCUUAGAGCCUAAAUAUGAUGCCCUUAUGACUCGAACGCGAAACCGGCCUUUGGUACGAAAGCUCAUGACUACUCGUGCAGCUGUGCUCUUUGCAAUCGGGACCGCAGCAGCAGGCCUUACUGCCCUGUACUUUGGCACAAAUCCCACCGUGGCAGGGCUUUCAGCAGCAAAUAUUGUUCUGUACGGCUUUAUAUAUACUCCACUAAAACGAAUCUCUGUUAUCAACACAUGGGUUGGAGCAGUGGUGGGUGGGAUACCUCCCCUGAUGGGCUGGGCGGCUGCGGCUGGCCAAACAGCCAUAACAGGUCACGAUACCUGGAAAGACUUGUUGUUUGGACCAGACAGCGCUGGAGGUUGGCUCCUCUCCGGCCUUCUCUUUGCAUGGCAAUUUCCGCAUUUCAACGCCCUCUCCCAUAUUAUUCGUGACGAGUAUAAAAACGCCGGGUAUAAGAUGCUUGCAUGGACGAAUCCCGCACGGAACGGCCGUGUUGCUCUGCGCUACUCCCUACUCAUGUUCCCUCUAUGUGCAGGCCUAUGGUGGGCUGGGGUAGUCGACAAGGGCUUCUUGGUUGGCGGCGUACUGAUCAACUCCUGGCUUACCAAAGAAGCGUAUCGGUUCUGGAAGCUCGAAGGAGCCAAAGGGACAGCACGAGGUCUAUUUUGGGCAAGUGUGUGGCAUUUACCCCUAUUGAUGGUCGGCACUCUGGCUGCUAAAAAGGGGAUUUGGGACGGAGUCUGGAGCAGAGCCAUGGGAUAUUCGGAGGACGAAGAUCUCGACGCUGAAGAACUUGACGAGCAAGCUGAUGUACUCCCACCACUACCGACAUCACCAGCACAAACCUCUUAA
Molecule: messenger RNA, 1569 nt
Organism: Microsporum canis CBS 113480
Lineage: Eukaryota; Fungi; Ascomycota; Eurotiomycetes; Onygenales; Arthrodermataceae
Product: protoheme IX farnesyltransferase
Exons: 1
Coding region: 1-1569 (522 amino acids)
Biological process (GO): heme biosynthetic process
Cellular component (GO): mitochondrial membrane; mitochondrion
Molecular function (GO): protoheme IX farnesyltransferase activity
Source: RefSeq, a predicted model, not a curated record